AUGCUUCACCCAGAGACUGGAAUUGACGCUUGGCUGCGCUACGCCCCUCUAUCCGAGGGCUUGCGCAGCCUUCAUAAGCCAGUUUCCAGCAUCAUUGCUCUGAGUACCAACCCAUCAAGUCCAGUCUUUGUCGCGGGAGAGGAGCUUCAAUGUGGCCUCGAACGUAUCCUCAGACAAAGCGUACAAGUUGAAUCUCGCCUUGACGCUGACUCUGGACGUUCAAUUAUAGUCGGCACUUUGUCAACACUGCAGGCGAAUGGAGGCGAUCGCCUCCUUCAGUCGGUACCUGCUCUUGAUGAAGAUGGGUUUUGGCUUGACAUAAAUGUUGACGGAAGCAACGGCAUUCACAUUGUCGGCCAAAAUGAGCGUGGAGCUAUUUAUGGAGCAUUCGAAUACCUCUCUCUCCUUGCACAGGGGAAACUGGCCAAGACCAAUGUCCAACUGGCAUACAAUCCCGGAGCGCCUAUCAGAUACGUCAAUGAAUGGGACAACCUUGACGGCAGCAUAGAAAGAGGCUACGGAGGGAAGUCCAUAUUUUUCCGUGACGGCGAGGUCUUGAAGGACUUGUCUCGCGUUCGCCAAUAUGCUCGAUUAUUGGCCUCAAUCCGCAUCAAUGGCUGCAUUGUGAACAACGUCAACUCGAGCCACAAUCUUCUCAACGAAACUAACCUCGAUGGGCUGGGUCGAAUCGCCGAUAUAAUGCGUCCCUACGGAGUACGUAUUGGCGUUUCACUUUUCUUCGAUACUCCUCGAGGCCUCGCGGGUCUGCCAACAUCAGAUCCCCUUGAUCCUGAUGUCAUCAAGUUCUGGGAGGAUAUAACGGCCAAACUGUACAAGCGUGUCCCAGAUAUGCUUGGAUAUACCAUCAAGGCCAACUCAGAAGGUCAACCGGGUCCUCUGACAUAUAGUCGCACACUUGCACAGGGAGCCAACAUGUUCGCCCGUGCCUUGAAACCUCACGGUGAUGGCAUCGUUAUGUAUCGAGCUUUUGUUUACAACCAUCACCUGGAUGAGUCCGAUCUCAAGAAUGACAGAGCCAACGCCGCGGUUGAGUAUUUCGCUCACCUUGAUGGCGAGUUCGAAGAUAAUGUCAUCAUCCAGAUCAAAUUUGGUCCAAUAGACUUCCAGAUUCGUGAGCCCCCCUCGACUCUGUUCGCCAAUCUCCGGAAGACUCCCGUCAUCUGUGAGUUCAUGGUGUGUCAAGAGUAUCUGGGUCAGCAGUCACAUUACGUGUACAUGGCCCCAGAAUGGGAGACGAUUCUCGGCUUCGACAUGCGUAUUGACGACAAGCCUUCGCUUGUAAGAGAUAUCGCCUCUGGCAAGGUCCAUGGUUUGAACAAGGGCGGUUAUGCUGCAGUGACCAACAUUGGGGAUGACCCUACAUGGCUGGGACACCAUCUGUCUAUGUCAAACCUGUAUGCAUACGGUCGAUUGUGCUGGGACGCGGCUAUUCCAGCGCAGAAUAUCCUGCUGGAUUGGAUUCGCCUGACAUUUACUGCGGAGAAUCAGAAGGUGAUAGACACCAUCCGCGAGAUUGGAAUGGAAUCAUGGCCUACAUAUGAAGCCUACAGCGGUAAUCUCGGGAUCCAAACCCUGUGCGACAUCCUCUACACGCACUACGGCCCUAGCCCGGGUUCACAAGAUGGAAACGGCUGGGGCCAAUGGACUCGUGCCGAUAGCAAGGCACUCGGCAUGGACCGCACAGCAGCCACUGGGACGGGUUAUGCAGCUCAAUAUCCACCUCAGGUCGCUGCUCAGUUUGAGAGUAUCGAGACAACGCCAGAUGAUCUACUUUUGUGGUUUCAUCACGUUCCGUAUACGCACAAGCUUAAGUCUGGUAAAACCGUAAUCCAGCACAUAUACGAUGCCCACUACGAAGGCUCCGCAAAUGCUCAGACAUUUGUGACGAGGUGGGCAGCUCUGAAGGGCCUGAUAGACGAAACUCGGUUUGAGCACGUUACCUUCAAGCUUGCGUAUCAAGCAGGCCACUCACUCGUCUGGCGUGACUCGGUGAACAACUUUUAUCUGGCCAAGUGCGGCAUCCCGGAUGACAAGAACCGCGUCGGGAACUAUCCGUGGCGUAUAGAAGCCGAAAGCAUGCAGCUAAAUGGCUACACCAUUGUUGGCGUGACGCCUCCAGAAGCAGCGUCUGGUGGUCGUGCCAUCGUAGCAUCAUCGUUGGAAAAGGCUGUUGCAACCACGACACUAACGUUCCCCUCAAGAAGGUAUGACAUUGCUGUCAACUAUUUUGAUCACACUGGUGGGCAUGCACGGUAUGAGGUUCUUCUAGAUGGAAAGGCUGUCGGAGAGUGGACAAGUGACCUUGACACACGGCUCGGCCAUGACUUUUCAGAGUAUCUAGACGGACAUUCAGCCACGAGAGUUUACUUCCGUGGUGUUGACGUCCGAGAGGGUUCCGAGCUGACAGUGAUCGGUCACGCAGAUGGAAAAGACAUGGCAUCACUUGAUUAUAUCUCGGUUUUACCGGAAGGCGUGGUGGAUUGA
Molecule: messenger RNA, 2505 nt
Organism: Fusarium subglutinans
Lineage: Eukaryota; Fungi; Ascomycota; Sordariomycetes; Hypocreales; Nectriaceae
Product: alpha-glucuronidase precursor
Exons: 1
Coding region: 1-2505 (834 amino acids)
Biological process (GO): xylan catabolic process
Cellular component (GO): extracellular region
Molecular function (GO): alpha-glucuronidase activity
Source: RefSeq, a predicted model, not a curated record